Molecule: messenger RNA, 747 nt
Organism: Carassius gibelio (silver crucian carp)
Lineage: Eukaryota; Metazoa; Chordata; Actinopteri; Cypriniformes; Cyprinidae
Product: L-aminoadipate-semialdehyde dehydrogenase-phosphopantetheinyl transferase-like
Exons: 6
Coding region: 1-747 (248 amino acids)
Cellular component (GO): cytosol
Molecular function (GO): magnesium ion binding; holo-[acyl-carrier-protein] synthase activity
Source: RefSeq, a predicted model, not a curated record
AUGGAUGGAGUGCACAUCGUCUACUGCAUCAGUCAUCUACUGAUCAGAAAGCUGCUGUGUGAGAAGAUAGGGCUUGCAUGGGACAGGUUUCGGCUGGAAAGAACAGCGAGGGGGAAACAGUUUUUGCCACAGACCUCAUUCACCCCCAGCUUCACCCACUGGAACUUCAGUGUGUCCCAUCAGGGAGAUUACACCGUGCUGGCAGGAGAACCAGGACACAAGGUGGGUGUUGAUGUGAUGAAGACCAGCAGACCUUCACUCUCCGUACAAGAGUUUCUCCGGAUCAUGAAUCCUCAGUUUACAGAUCUGGACUGGAUGAACAUCCGGAAGCCCGGAUCAGACUUGGACCAACUGGACAUGUUUUACAGGCACUGGCUGCUGAAGGAGAGCUUCAUCAAAGCGAUUGGCAAAGGGCUGGGCUUCGACCUGCAGAGGGUGGAGUUUCACAUCUCGUCCAAUCAGAUGCGAGAGGGGCAAGUGCACCAGCAGACACUGAUGUACCUGGACGGUGAAGAAGAGGACUGGACAUGUGAGGAGAGCUUAUUGGACAAAGAUCAUCACGUCGCUGUGACGCUGGGAAAACAGGAUAUCAGCACAUCAGAAGUGACUCCGCCCCUUUCUUUCACUCUGUUGAGUUUCAGUGAUCUUAGGUCUAAAGCCACGCCCCUUCUAGAGGAAGACCCCGCCUACUGGGAGAGAUUUCAGAGCAAAAAGGAAGCACCUUUAAGACGAAGUGAACAGCAGUGA